GAGAUCUGCCUGCCUUCAUAACCAAUGAGGGGCUCUUCUGAUACAAGCGAGUUUGCUAUGUGGUAGCAUCAGCGCCCUCAAGAUUUCAGAAGAUGAUGUCCAUGGUGUUGCAAGAUCUACCUGGAGUCCAAGUGUAUCUCGAUGACGUCAUUGUCUACAUAUGUUGCCGUGCUGAUCAUGUAACACGCCUGAAAGCUGUACAGGCUACAGAAAGCUGGACUAUGUCUGAAUACAGAAAAAUGCAAAGUCUACCAGGAUAAGCUGACUUACCUGGGCCACACCAUAAGUAAGUAUGUAAUAAGUAACCACACUCCUGUCUAUAAAAGACAUGGGUAGAGCUGCGAAUAGCACGCAGGUCUGCCACGCUACUUCGCUUCAACUAUGAUAUUGUCUACCGGCCCAGUGCUCAGAACCAUGCAGCAGACUGCUUUUCCCACUUGCCACUGCCAUAUGAACAGGACUGCUCCCCAGACAUGGAACCAGAGACUGUUGCUGCUUUUGACUGCCAUUCCCAUGCUUGACUUCACAGAUGUCUGCUCUUCCUGCCCAGAGCUACGCAAGCUGCACAUCUACAUGACCGAAGGGUGGCCUGCAUCAUCCAAAGGCCUACCUGCAUACAUGAUGCCUCACUACCAGGUAACAUUAUUCAUAGCUCUGUUGGUUCUUGCGGCUUCAGUCCACUCCGACUCCCAGUUUUACCUGCCCAUUGACUGUGAUGACAUCUAUCGCCAUGACAACACCAGCUCCAGCGGGGUGUACACCAUCUACCCAGGGGGUCCCACCACGCCCCUGCAUGUCUACUGUGACAUGGACACUGACGGAGGGAGAUGGACAGUAUUUCAGAGGAGAAUGGAUGGGAGUCAGAGCUUCUUCAGGCCCUGGGCUCACUACAAGACUGGAUUCGGGGAUGUGGCUGGAGAAUAUUGGCUAGGCCUGGAAAACAUCUUCCUGCUGACUAUGAGGAAGAAGAAUGAGCUACGUGUGGACAUGGAGGACUUGGACGGAGGGAAGGCCUCCGCCCGGUACUCCUCCUUCUCGAUCGAUUCAGAGAACGGCGGCUACCAGCUUCACCUGGGCAGCUUCGAUGGAGGAGACGCAGGGGACAGUUUGACAAAUCACAAUGACAUGAAGUUCACCACCUAUGACAAAGACCAGGACCAGUGGACUAGCAACUGCGCUCAACACUAUCUGGGUGGAUUCUGGUACAAUAAUUGCCACAUGGCAAACCCCAACGGCAUGUACGCACCUCACAAUACCAUCGGAUUUGAAAAUGCCCACAUCAUUUGGCAUGCAUGGAAGGGCUGGAACUACUCCCUCAAGACUAUUGCCAUGAAGAUCAGAUCAGUCGCUAAGUGUACUUGCACACAUUAACCUGAUUAGCUGUGAUUAGCUAGAUUAUGGGAAUACUUCACCCUCCAUCAGGUUAGGAGAGUCAUGAUCUGGAUGUUGGCACCUGUGAUGUUCCUACAGUUGAUUUUCCUUUUUUUUUUCUCAUUUAAUGUUUCAAAGAUACAGUCAGUCAGAAUAUUUUAGGUGAACAAGUCAGAAGGAAUUGGCUACAUGCAUCCUUUCCUUCUGCUCUUGUUACCUGAUGUGAAUUUUUACUGUUUACUCUUUCUCUCUUUUUUAUGUUGCAUUUUGUAAAGCAUGUUGUUGGUUUUGAUAAACUUUGUAAUAUUAUUACUGUAUGGUUUGUAGGGGACAAACCCAGGAAUAUAAGAGGAAGCUAAAAUUCUUUCAAAAACAUUAUCAUUUCAGUCGGUCUAACAGUCUGUCUGCGUAGGUGCAGGAGUACACACACACAGACCCAGUGACCCCUGACCUAAAGGCAUGAAGGAAAAGACAUUGAACAGAACUAAAAAGCCAGCCUUUCCCAGCCAGGAAGGGAAAAUGGACAGUUGGAAUUAACGACUUUGUUUUUCUUUUCAGAUACAAACAGACUGCGUGGAUGAACCCUCCUCCACUCUUACUAUCUCUAAAGUCAUAAAUGUUGUGAGAAGUCCAAAAGGCUAAUAAAAUGUGUAAAAUUAUAUAUUGGUCUAACCAAUGUUAACCUUUACUGUAUUUCAGAACAAUUAAAGUUUGUCUCAUCAUCAGCCCUCCAUCAAGACACAGUAGGAACUAAUCAUGCGUUCUGGUUGAGAGUUGAUGCAAAGAGCUAAUUCUAAAUUAUAUAAUUUUUUAAUUGGUUUUAGUUAUUAUUAUUAUUAUAGUAGAGUUAUUUGCCCCUCAUUGUGCUUUUGACUCGUUUUGACAACCCUCAACUUCAUUCAUUCAAGUCAAGUCCAUUUUUAUUUGUAUAGCCCAAAAUUUGCCUCAGGGGGCUUUAC
Molecule: messenger RNA, 2330 nt
Organism: Thunnus maccoyii (southern bluefin tuna)
Lineage: Eukaryota; Metazoa; Chordata; Actinopteri; Scombriformes; Scombridae
Product: microfibril-associated glycoprotein 4-like
Exons: 5
Coding region: 382-1371 (329 amino acids)
Biological process (GO): elastic fiber assembly
Source: RefSeq, a predicted model, not a curated record